AUGAAUGACGACGACGACACCCACGAUGAUGGCCAAGCAUUUUUGGAACAGUCCUAUUUCAGUUACAUCAUCCCCUCGGCUUCCAAUUUUAAGGCAGACACAAAUUCACCACCAAGCUUGCUAGAAGGCAUCAGUCAACGAGAUGUGCUGUUUUUCGAUGAGACGGCUGAUGUCUAUCUUGUACUCCGUACCCCUCACCAAUAUGAGGACACACUACGAUCCUCGCUAUCCCGUAUAGUCGUUACAUUAGAGGCUCAGAUCGUGAACGGCCAUGGAUCCGACCGUGAAGGUCCUCCGGCAGCAGAAAUUAUCUACACUGGACUCGUUCCAGAUCCAGCCGAUGCCAUCAUCUUGAGUACUGGGGAGGAGGAGAAUGAAAAGGAGAAGGCCGAAGAGGAAGGGGACAGCAAAGCCGAUUAUGGAAAGGAUUUAUAUGUUUACGCCAUCUGGAGGAUGCCCGUCUUCGUAUCACGACCAAGGAUCAGACUACAAGCACCCUCUAUUGUCUUUGCAGCAACUGCCGGCUUGAAGCUCCUUGAUCCCAGGAAAUCUCGAGACAUGGCCGACGAGGGCUACAUGCAAAGUUGCGCACCAGCAGGCCUCAACCUUCUCGAGUCCUUCUCCGAUGACCCAAUGUUAGGCGGGAUUCAGCCCCGUCUUUCCGCUCUCCGGGUAUCCAGAGUCGCUCCCGUCACACAAACAAAACAACCACUACGUCUGUUCAGGGGCAUGCAAAGCCUCAGACUUCGAGUCUAUCCCGUCGUCCACACGCGGGUACGCUUCGCGCGGCCCAACACAAGCCCACCAAGUCCAGCGUUAAUCGCCCUCCUUGAGGUGGAUUUCACCCCCUUCUUCGACUGCGAAGCCGCCUUGCGAAAGAUCGACCUAGCCGUAACCGACGGCACAGUUGACGAUCUCAACAACCAAGAUCUUAUGGCCCUCCCCCUGCACUGCGUCGCCCACGACCAUCUCACCUUCCUUUACCGACUCGCACCGCGUCAGCUCGAGAUCAUCAGCAAGCACCCUUCUCGAGAGCUCAUCAUCACAGUCGAGGUGGCGGUCCUCGUCCAGCCCAAAGGCGCCGACCCCUGCACCCCGAAACUGACCAUGUCCUGGACCACGCCACUGGACUUUACACUGCCCGUCAACCCGGGCUUCGGCACGCCCAUGACGAAGCCGAUCGAACGCAGACACAAGCCUAGCCAGCUCUCUAUUUCGGGCGGCGUCGACUCGAUGCCGCUCGUCUCGCCCUCCGUCACCCGCCCGGACGCGCUCCCCUCGCUCGAGGCCUCCAUCACCACGCAGCGCAUCUUCGAGACGCCCGUCCCGGACUUUGGCAUCACCGUGACCUUUGUUGGGCCCGACCGGCCCGUGUACGCCGGUGAGGAAUUUGCCUGGACGGUGUUCGUCGUCAACCGCACUAAACCCGAAGGCGCCACUGGCACCUCUUCGACUUCCACCUCCACCUCCGCCAACACCACCACUACCACCACCAACGGCAUCAUCACCACCCGCAGCAACAGCAUCAGCAUCACCAACGCCAUCAGUGGUAUCAGCGGCAUCGGCGGCGAUGGCAUCCCCACCAUCCUCACCACCCCGUCCACCACCACCACCACCAACACCACCUCCACCACCUCUGGCUCUCCCGCCUCCCAGCGUAAACUAGCCCUCUACGCCCUCCCUAAACGUCGCCGGAACGAAGUCCGUACGCACCGCGCCUUAUCCACCGCGGCGCCCUCUAACAAGCGCGACCCGCUUAUCGCGGACGCCGUGCUGGACGAUAACGUGGUGCACGCGAUGCAGCGCAGCAGCGUGGUGGACAGCACCGAGGUGGUUUGUUUGUCUGCGGACGCGCGCGUGGGGCCCCUUGCUCCCAAUGCGUGCGCUGUGGUGGAGCUGAGGUUUUUGGCGCUUAAAGAGGGGGUGUUGGGGAUUGAGGCGGUGAGGAUUGUGGAUUUGGGGAGUCAGGAGCAUGUGGAUGUUAGGGAGUUGCCUGCUAUUGUUGUCAGGGCAGGGAGGAAGGAUGGGGAGAAGAAGGAGGAGGGGGGUGAUGACAAGGGUGGUGAGAGGGAGGUGUUUGAGGAAGUGUCUGUGGAGUGAUAUGAUGGUUUUUAUGGGCGCUAAGUGAUCAUAAUAGUGAGCUGGUUUGUUGGUAUGACGGAUGGAAGCUAGUUGAGAUUGGUAGACCGGGUGGUCAAAGUAGAUAUCAAUGCUAUUGCGAUUGUUU
Neurospora tetrasperma FGSC 2508 is the source of this 2227-nucleotide messenger RNA. RefSeq lists its product as uncharacterized. Gene Ontology annotation, cellular component: trans-Golgi network; TRAPPII protein complex. The record is from RefSeq and is a predicted model, not a curated record. Gene Ontology annotation, biological process: intra-Golgi vesicle-mediated transport. The transcript is spliced from 2 exons. Bases 1 to 2100 code for a protein of 699 amino acids. NCBI's taxonomy places the organism in Eukaryota, Fungi, Ascomycota, Sordariomycetes, Sordariales, Sordariaceae.